CCUUGUUGAGGCUCCUUCCAGUAAUUGAACAAGCAGAGACUGGGUGCUUUACAGGAAAACACUGGUCAUAUUAUCUCAGAUCUCCACGACCCUGAGAUUCAACAAAACACUACGUUGGAUUGGACUUUGCGGACUACUUCGAGGGGUCUGAAUUGAAGAAAGAAAUCAGGUGAGAGGAUCAAUGAUGAACAUCUCUGAGACCAGUUGGCUUGGACUUUUUUAAUCAGAACCUUUUAGUCAGAACACAAACCUGCCACAAACCAUCAGCACCAAGGCGCCAUGGCAUGCUCCCUGUGGAAACUACACACCCUCUGCUGGUUUCUCUUCACGCUAGCCCAUGUGCACUCCACAGAGGGGUUUAGUCGAGCUGCCCUGCCAUUUGGCUUAGUACGGAGAGAGCUGUCUUGUGAGGGUUACCCCAUCGAUCUGCGGUGUCCAGGAAGUGAUGUCAUAAUGAUCGAAAGUGCCAACUAUGGCCGAACGGAUGACAAGAUCUGCGACGCAGACCCUUUCCAGAUGGAGAACAUCAACUGCUAUCUUCCAGAUGCCUACAAAAUCAUGUCACAGAGGUGCAACAAUCGGACUCAAUGUAUUGUGAUCACGGGUUCAGAUGUCUUCCCUGACCCCUGCCCAGGGACGUACAAGUACCUGGAGGUCCAGUAUGAGUGUGUGCCCUACAAAGUGGAGCAAAAAGUUUUUCUUUGUCCUGGGACUCUGAAAGCUGUCGGUGAUCCUUCCUUUGUAUUUGAAGCGGAGCAACAAGCUGGUGCCUGGUGCAAAGACCCACUUCAAGCUGGCGACAAAAUCUACUUCAUGCCUUGGACUCCAUACAGGACAGACACACUCAUUGAGUAUUCCUCCCUGGAUGACUUCCAAAAUGCCCGACAAACCAUCACCUACAAGCUGCCCCACCGGGUAGAUGGGACCGGAUUUGUGGUCUACGACGGGGCUGUGUUUUUCAACAAGGAGCGCACCCGCAACAUCGUGAAGUUUGACCUGCGGACUCGGAUCAAAAGUGGCGAGGCGAUCAUCAAUAAUGCCAACUACCACGACACGUCGCCCUACAAGUGGGGUGGUAAAACAGACAUUGACCUGGCGGUAGACGAAAAUGGCCUGUGGGUGAUCUACGCCACAGAGCAGAACAAUGGCAUGAUGGUAAUCAGCCAGUUGAACCCCUACACGCUGCGUUUCGAGGCUACCUGGGACACGGCCUAUGAUAAGCGCUCAGCCUCCAAUGCCUUCAUGGUUUGCGGAGUACUCUAUGUGGUCCGCUCCACCUACGAAGACAAUGAAAGUGAGGUCAGCAAGAGCCUGAUUGAUUACAUUUACAAUACCAAACAGAACCGUGGGGAAUACGUUGAUAUCCACUUUCCCAACCAGUACCAGUACAUUGCAGCUGUGGAUUACAAUCCGCGUGAUAACCAGCUUUAUGUAUGGAAUAAUUUUUACAUCCUGCGAUACAAUCUGGAGUUUGGCCCACCUGACCCGGCACAUGCUCCACCACUGUCAGAAGUCACCGUGUCCCCUCAGCCUCAGAGAACUACAACCACCACCACCACAACAACCACGGCGCACUGGGGUGUGGCCAACACCACCACCACAACAGGGCUCAGGGAAGGCAGCAGGGGAGCUCCCCGGCCGCCUCCUGUGAUUCCACAGACUACUUCCCCUCCACCCCUCGAGUCCUUCCCUUUACCUGAGCGCUUCUGCAAGGCCACCGAGGAAAGAGACAUAACGUGGCCUCAGACCCCGAGGGGCAUGCUUGUGGAGCGGCCUUGCCCCAAAGGAACACGAGGCACAGCCUCUUAUUUAUGUGUCCUUUCCAAUGGGACCUGGCACCCUAAGGGCCCUGAUCUCAGCAACUGUACCUCCCACUGGGUCAACCAAGUAGCCCAGAAGAUCCGCAGCGGUGAAAAUGCAGCUAACUUGGCCAACGAGUUAGCCAAGCACACCAAAGGCCCCAUCUUUGCCGGGGACGUCAGCUCCUCGGUGCGCCUGAUGGAGCAGCUGGUGGACAUCCUGGAUGCUCAGCUGCAGGAGCUCAGACCCAGCGAGAAGGAUUCUGCAGGACGGAGCUUUAACAAGCUUCAAAAACGAGAAAGGACAUGCAGGGCAUACAUGAAGGCCAUUGUGGACACUGUAGAUAACCUUCUGCGACCGGAGGCCCUGAAGUCAUGGCAGGACAUGAACAGCACCGAGCAGACGCACGCAGCCACCAUGUUACUGGAUACCUUAGAGGAAGGGGCUUUUGUCCUCGCCGACAACCUCAUGGAACCCGCCAUUGUCAAAGUUCCUGCAGAAAAUAUAAUCCUUGACGUGUAUGUACUCAGCACGGAUGGCCAGGUCCAGGAUUUUAAAUUCCCACAGUCCAGCGAGAGCGGCAUCUCAAUCCAGCUGUCGGCCAACACCGUCAAGCUCAACAGUCGGAAUGGAGUUGCCAAGCUGGUUUUUGUGCUCUACAAGAACCUGAGCCAGUUCCUCAGUGCAGAAAACGCCACCAUCAAGAUGGCCAACGAGGCUUAUGGCCGCAACGUGUCAGUGGCUGUCAACUCUGACAUCAUCGCCGCCUCAAUCAACAAAGAGUCCAGCCGUGUAUUCAUUAAUGACCCGGUGAUUUUCACCCUGAAGCACAUUAAUAUGGAGCACUACUUCAACUCCAAUUGCUCCUUCUGGAAUUACUCUGAGAGGAGUAUGAUGGGCUACUGGUCCACCCAAGGCUGCAAACUCCUGGACUCCAAUAAAACACACACCACCUGCUCCUGCAACCAUCUCACCAACUUUGCCAUCCUCAUGGCGCACCGUGAAAUCUCAGGUAACAACAUAGGGCACGAGCUGCUUCUGACUGUCAUCACUCGAGUCGGGAUCGUGGUGUCCCUCGUCUGCCUCGCCAUCAGCAUCUUCACCUUCUGCUUCUUCCGGGGCCUGCAGAGCGAUCGCAACACCAUCCACAAGAACUUGUGCAUCAAUCUUUUCAUCGCAGAGUUAAUAUUCCUAAUUGGUAUCGAUAUGACGGAACCGACGAUUGGAUGCGCCAUCAUCGCUGGGAUCCUCCACUUCUUCUUCCUGGCUUCCUUCUCCUGGAUGUGUCUUGAGGGAGUCCAGCUGUACCUCAUGCUGGUGGAGGUCUUUGAGAGCGAAUACUCACGGAAAAAGUACUACUACGUGUCCGGUUACCUCUUCCCUGCCAUCGUGGUGGGCGUCUCCGCAGCUAUUGACUACAAGAGCUACGGGACCGAGAAGGCGUGCUGGCUAAGUGUGGACAAUCAUUUCAUAUGGAGUUUUAUAGGACCUGUCACCUUUAUCAUCAUGCUCAAUCUCAUCUUCCUGGUCAUCACAAUGUACAAAAUGGUGAAGCACUCCACCACCCUGAAACCAGACUCUAGCCGACUGGAGAAUAUAAAAUCCUGGGUCAUGGGAGCCUUCGCUUUGUUGUGUCUGCUGGGUCUCACGUGGUCUUUCGGUCUCUUCUUCAUCAACGAGGCUUCGAUUGUCAUGGCGUACCUCUUCACUAUCUUCAACACCUUCCAAGGAAUGUUUAUCUUCAUCUUCCACUGCCUCCUCCAGAAAAAAGUCCGCAAAGAGUACAGCAAGUGCUUCCGCCACACGUACUGCUGCGGAGGGCUGCCGACCGAGAGCUCGCACGGUUCUGCAAAGACUUCCACCACACGGACCAGCGCUCGCUACUCCUCUGGUACACAGAGUCGUAUCAGGAGAAUGUGGAAUGACACCGUAAGAAAACAAUCUGAGUCCUCCUUUAUCUCAGGUGACAUCAACAGCACCUCCACCCUUAACCAAGGAAUGACCGGGAAUUACCUACUAACAAAUCCUCUUCUUCGACCACAAGGCACUAACAACCCUUAUAACACCUUACUGGCUGAGACAGUCGUAUGUAACACCCCCACGGCUCCAGUGUUUAACUCGCCAGUGACCUACAGAGAGACAAGGCAUUCACUGAACAAUGCGAUGAGGGAUACAAGUGCAAUGGAUACUCUACCGCUAAAUGGUAACUUUAACAAUAGCUACUCACUCCGCAAUGGGGACUUUGGCGACAGCGUGCAGGUAGUAGACUGCGGCCUCAGUCUGGACGAUGCUGCCUUUGAGAAAAUGAUCAUCUCCGAGCUAGUACACAACAACCUGCGUGCCUGUAACAAAAGCCACCAACAGCAACAGCAGCAGCACCCCAGUUUACAUCAUCCGCCCCAUCACCAGCAGCCCCCGCAGUACCACCAUCACCCCCACGUGGAGCGGGCUCCGCCCAAGGUGACGGUGGUAGGCGGCAGCAGCAGCGAAGAUGACGCUAUCGUCGCUGAUGCUUCGUCUUUGGUGCACAUGGGUGACACAGUGGGCCUUGAGCUGCACCAUCAGCAGGAGCUGGAGGCGCCGCUCAUCCCGCAGCGGACUCACUCGCUUCUGUAUGCACCCCAGAAGAAGGUGAGGACCGAUGGGGCAGUCGAUACCUUUGUCAGCGAGCUGACACCCACCGCCGCCGACGAUAGUCUGCAGUCCCCUAACAGAGACUCCUUGUACACUAGUAUGCCUAAUCUGAGGGACUCUCCAUGCCCCGAGAGCAGCCCUGAAGUGGUGGAGGAUCUGUCCCCAUCCAAGGGGAGUGAGAAUGAGGAGGUUUACUACAAGAGCAUGCCUAAUUUAGGGGCUGGCCACCAGCUCCAAGCCUACUACCAGAUAGGCCGAGGGAGCAGCGAUGGUUACAUUAUUCCUAUUACUACAGAGGGCUGCGUCCCUGAAGGCGAUGUACGGGAAGGACAGAUGCAGUUAGUGACAAGCCUUUAAAUGUAUUUAAAUCAUCCCCAAAGUUCUUCUCGCCCUUUUGCAGCCCAGACCUCUUGGAGGACACACAAGUGAAGGGGAAGGGGAGUGUUUGUUUUAUUUUCGAAGAGAGCCAAGAAGCUCCGUCACACUCACUAGCCAUUUACCAACCGUGCUCCUCCUCCUUCAGCUGCCAUCUCCUGCUCCCCUAACACGCCUCCCUUCCUCCCCUCUCUGCAGACCAACAGACUUGGUGCAUAGCGAUGGCAGUGCAAAGUUUCGGUGAGACUGUACAUAAAUGCAGAGUCGAAUUUCAAUUUUAAGAGACAAGCCAACUAUGUAUUUAAAUGUGCUGCUGCUGUUGAAUAAUUGAGAAAAUUUUAAGGUACGAAAAUUAAAAAAAAAAAAAAAAGACAAAAAACAAAAAAAAACGAGGAAACAUUACUGGCUACAUCAGAUCAGCAACUUCCCGGUCAAAAUAUUGUACAUACACUCCCCAACAUCCUUGUUGAAGCCUGUUUUUUUGUUUGUUUGUUUGUUUGUUUUUUGAAUUAUUGUAAACGAAACAACACCCCUGGACCAGGACAUGGACUUUGUUUGUAAAAUGAUCCUGAUCAAACUGUUAGAAAAGGAGUAUCAGCUCCUGGCAUCCCAGAGUCUCCAUCACCAUGAAGUUUGGAUUGUAUAACCACUAGCAAUCAAGCCCCUGGCCUUAUAUUUUCUCAACUGUACAUUGAACUGUUGUCAAGGAAAAUGGCUAAAAUAUAUAUUUUGUUGUAUUGCUAGCGUAAAAUAAAAAAUCAUGGGAAACCGUAAAUAUGAAGAAACCUCUUAAUUGCAAAAUUUAACAUUUGAGAGACUAUUGUGUAGAAGUUGCACAUAUGUUAUACAGCGUGUUAAUGGUUCCAACACUUCAUUCAUGGUAGUGUAUUUGAACGUAAAGGCUUUUGAAAAGUAAGGAGGAUUCGAUGCAUUAUCACCUUUUCCACUUGUGAACAGUGUUUUUUGCUUAUUGAGUUCCAUCGUUACCGCCCAUUGAAAUAUAUCUAUUUGAUUUUGCCAAAGUAUCAUUACUUAAGUAGAAUGGGAAUGCAAAUACCCAGUUAAAGUGAUUUAUGCAUUGCACAGUUUUUUUGUGUAACUCUGAAUGAAAUAGAUCUUUUUAACAGUCAUGGCAGAGUAAAGGGGAAGCAAAAAUGAAACUGACUUUUGACAAUAAAGUUUCUAUCAUAAAUGUAGUUGUUCCGCCUGGUUUGGACAUUUUAUUUAUUGAAAUCUUUCCAAAAAAUUAAUGGGAAAUGUGUGAAUAUUUUCCAGCACUGGUAUACAUGCUGUACUGUAGCUCAUGUUUUCUAUGUAAACAUGUUACCAAGGGGCUCAUCACUUAAGACUGAUGUAAAGUUCAACACUUGUUUAACAAAUAAAAUAAAUGUGAGAUUUUUUGUCAAUUGCCAGUUGCUUUUUAAUGGUUUGUGUUUUUGGUACUAUUUGAGAAAAUAAGUUUUAAUUAUUUUGCUAUGGACAAAACACACUUUUGACUCAGGUUAUAAGUAAGUCCCGAGCACCUUGAAAGGUAAAAUGGUGAAUUUGUUUUCUGAGGGAUUUAUUUGCUUUUUGUUCUGCUUUUUCUUCCAUCGCUGCAGAGUAGAGAGAACUCCUUUCACCGUAUGUGUUAGAGAAGCCAAAUCUUUCCAUGUGAUUCAAAGAUGAGAAACUCAGGUAGGAAAAUUGCAUUGUAAAUGUUCUUCUGUGUGGUUGUAACUCUAAUAAAGGCUCAAAAAUGA
Messenger RNA from Scatophagus argus, 6551 nucleotides. It is a transcript of the gene adgrl2a, whose product is annotated as adhesion G protein-coupled receptor L2a. Gene Ontology annotation, biological process: cell surface receptor signaling pathway; brain development; adenylate cyclase-activating G protein-coupled receptor signaling pathway. The transcript has 24 exons. Lineage: Eukaryota; Metazoa; Chordata; Actinopteri; Scatophagidae. The record is from RefSeq and is a predicted model, not a curated record. The coding region runs from base 280 to 4791 and encodes 1503 amino acids. Gene Ontology annotation, cellular component: neuron projection; membrane. Gene Ontology annotation, molecular function: carbohydrate binding; G protein-coupled receptor activity.